This is a messenger RNA of Camponotus floridanus (Florida carpenter ant), 3710 nucleotides long. RefSeq names its product pancreatic triacylglycerol lipase. Gene Ontology annotation, biological process: lipid metabolic process. The transcript is spliced from 10 exons. The record is from RefSeq and is a predicted model, not a curated record. NCBI's taxonomy places the organism in Eukaryota, Metazoa, Arthropoda, Insecta, Hymenoptera, Formicidae. The coding region runs from base 829 to 2547 and encodes 572 amino acids. Gene Ontology annotation, molecular function: triacylglycerol lipase activity.
AGCCGGAAAAAUAUAUGUUAUGUAUGAAAAAAAAUAUAUCGGAACAUAUAUAUUCAAAGUCACUAUUACGACGCCCAGUUCCGCGUUCAUUUCACGUUUCCGUUACUUCGUCAUCUACAUCAGAUUUUAUUUCUGAUUGAGAUCUCUCGAUAAUCCCUCAAAGUUCUCUAACGAGAUUCCAAACUAUCGGAAAUCUUGAGAUAUCUGCAUAGAGGCAAUCAUUGGCUUAGAUCGAGAGUCGAUCCCUGCAUGAGUAUCCCCGAAUCAACCCACCAGAUAACUCCUAGCCGACAACUCAAAACGACAGUGGUGGGCAGGUAUUCCGGAGCAAGUGGAAUCCGCUACGUGCACUCGAAGCAGUCGAGCGCCGGCCUCUCACCGCGACACAUUUCGUUCCCUCUCUUGGUUCGGCUCUCUCCUUGUCUCUCUCUGUCUCGAGAGUGCAGUUUUCGAAAACGGCUACGACGCUUCGAACGUUUUCUGCAGAACGGAUCCUCCGCAGGACGGGUCCUCCGCAGAACGGAUCCUCCGCAGGAUAGGUCCUCCGCAGAGACAGACGAAAGGGUGGUCCGCUGGAGGGUGUACGUGAAUCUUGCGCACCCCGAGGGAAUCACGUGAUAUACGCGACGAAUCAAGGACUGCGUGGGAAUUUCUGCGAUGGAUCGAUAGACGGCAGGACGGCCACGUGACAUGAGAGAGCGGCUUCGAAAAUGAAAUAUUACAUCCGACGUGAUAGAAGAAAAGAAAAUAUAAAAGAAUCAACGACACGUGACUGAAGUGCCAGUAUGUGAGUUUACGUCGUCGUUUUUAUAGUAAAUAUCAGUGAUAAUGACCCCAUCCAUUCUUCGUAGGAUGAGGAGGAGCGGUAUGAACGGACGAGGAGUCGGCGGCAACGAUAAAGGAGCACUGGUCCUGCUCCUCGUCGCAUUCACUCCUGUUAUCUGCUCCGCCGGAAUCCUGGACCCUUGGCAGUGGGCGCGCAGCGAUCGGAUCGAAGUCAAUAUACCUUGGCUGCCUUUCGAAAACGAGACGCGCUGCUACGAAGAGCUGGGCUGUCUGAACAUCACCAGGAGCUGGUACCAUCUUAUUCACCGGCCCCUUAACGUUUUCCCAUUGCCGCGGGACGUCAUCAACACCAGAUUCAUCCUUUAUACAAAUAAAAAUCCCUUGGACGGUCAAAUACUAAAAGUAGCCAAGGAUAAGUCUAUCGAAAAUUCCAACUUCAAUUCUAAACGAAAAACGAAAUUCAUUAUACAUGGUUUUAUAGACACGCCACUCAGCAAUUGGGUCAAAGAGAUGAGAAGCGAGUUGUUAGUGCAUGGCGAUUACAACGUUAUCGUGGUCGAUUGGGCAGGUGGGAGUUUACCUUUGUACACUCAAGCGACGGCAAAUACGAGAUUGGUUGGACUCGAAUUAGCUCAUCUCAUUAAGCACUUGCAAACAAACUACGGCAUGAAUCCAGAUGAUGUGCACUUGAUUGGACACAGUCUCGGUGCCCACACGGCUGGUUAUGCGGGUGAAAAAUUGAGUGGCAAUAUCGGACGCAUUACCGGUUUGGACCCCGCGGAACCGUACUUUCAAGGGAUGCCGAACCACCUUCGCCUGGAUCCCUCAGACGCUCGAUUGGUGGACGUAAUUCACACCGAUGGAAAGAGUAUCUUUUUCUUAGGUCUUCCAGGGUAUGGAAUGAGCCAGCCAUGUGGGCACUUGGACUUCUAUCCGAACAACGGCAAGGAGCAGCCGGGCUGCACUGAUUUGAGCGAAACCACGCCAUCGUUGCCGCUGACCUUAAUACGCGAAGGACUUGAAGAGGCCUCGCGCGUCCUGGUCGCUUGUAAUCAUGUGCGCGCGCUCAAGCUCUUCAUCGAGAGCAUCAACUCCAAGUGCCAAUAUGUAGCGCAUGAGUGCUCGAGCUACGCAAGUUUCCUGCGCGGCGAGUGCUUCUCUUGCAAGAGCAACAACAGCCUAAGCUGCGGCGUGAUGGGCUAUCACGCUGACACUAGUCCGGCGCUUGUCAAACGUCAGGCCAUGGGACAAGACGUCUCGUCCUUGCUCGGCUCCAAGUUUUUCUUUAUGACCGGCAAGGAAGACCCGUACUGUAGGAGACAUUAUAGAAUCACCGUCAACCUCGCGCGACCGCCGACCGCGGAGAGUUGGGUUCAAGGCUUCAUGAAAGUCACUGUUCACGCUGACAACGGCGUGAUACGCAACAUGGAUCUCACGCCCAGCGGUUACAUGAAGCUGGAGCAUGGUACGACCACGCGGAUAGUCGUUGCCCAUCCGACCGGUUCCAUCGGCAACAUCGGCAAGGUCAGGCGAGUGGAACUCUCUUGGGUGUACGAUAUGGACGUACUUCAACCUAGAUCUCUGUGCUUCUUUUGGUGCAAUGACCGUCUAUAUGUCAACAGCGUCAGCGUGGAUGCCAUGGACCUUCCAGGCAGAGGAAAACGCGAGGUAGAUUUCUCCAGCAAGCUUUGUUCGACUGGCAGACAGGAAUACGCGGAGAUUGCGAGUGGAUCCACUGCCACCUUCGUCGACAAUUGCUGACGAUCGUGUUCCCCGAGGCGCGAGAAACAUUAUUCGGCAGUAAUUAUAAAAUGCCGACAGCUGCGUCCAUCCGGAGACGGAUGACUCUCGAAAGUCACGGGCAAUGAUGAAACGAAAUGAAAAAAAAAAAAAACGCAGGGAGGGGAGAAUUUACUCUGUCAUAAUCACGUAAUUUCUUUCAUCGAUAAUGUACGAUGGGGGAAGAGGCGUUUUAUGUCGUGUUUGGCUUGCUUUCUUUCUAUUUAUCGCGACCGAUCCAUCGCUUUCAAGCACGAUCUCCGACUAGUAAUAAACGCGCUUUGAACUCGAAAAUCUCGUCGGACAAUGAAGAGACUGUCAGUGGGGAUUCGUCACUUAAUCGAAUUCCUAGAGAUUUAUUUCGUCGGCGAAGAGAUCAAAAGCGAAACGAGAUUCGUACGUGAUAGAAUCGUAAAGAUGUACAUUGGCGUAGAAAAAAUAUUUAGCUCGCUAAACGCGAAAUUUUGACGGAAAAGUCUCUGACUUUUCUCAAUUUUUUUUCUGAUAACACGAAUGGUUUUCAGUAUUAAUAUUCGAUUAUGUUGUAACCCGAUAAUAUUAAAUAUAAAUUAUUAUUUUAAAUCUUGUCGAAAUAUGAGUUGUGACAAAGUGAAACAAUUUGGAAGACGAUUGUCAAAGUGUCGAGUCAGAAUUAGUCAAAACUUCGAUCAUAAGUUGUUUUCUAAUUUACUACAAUUCAUUUUUCAGUAUUAUAUAAUUUAUAAUAAUUUAUAUUACAUCGGGUUAUACAAUUACUAUAUGUACAUUGUAUAUAUAUAUAUAACAUAACAUGUAAAACUAAUCUCUCUUUCAUAUGUGAUUAGAGUUUUGCUACUGUAAGGCUCUUACUAAACCGUCGAUCUAUGUAUUAUAUAUACUAAUGCAUAGUUUUUUACGAAAGUUGUCAUUAUCAUAUUGUUUUUCGCGAUACGAAUAUGAUAAUAGCUUGUGAUAUUCUUAUAACUUUAGGAACCAUGAGAAACGCGCAAAGUGCGGUUACUCAAGGAUAAACUGUACUGAGUAAGAAUUGCCCAUAGUCUUUAUAAAUGAACUGUACAAAAAAUAUAUAACGGAAGGCAAUUUUUAUUAGUACCAAGAGUACUGUUUUUGUAAACUUUGUUUUUAUAUCUAUCUGUUGCAAUGUA